GCUAGUCGCGCCAAGAGCGCGGAGCCCGCGAGCCGCGCGCUUGAAGGGUGCUCUGGAGGCCGACACGGGAUCUCGCGGGCCAUGGCAGCCCCUGCCAGAGGAAAAAAGAAGCAGCCUGAGGAGGGCAACCCCCUAGACGCCCCUGCAUUCCCAGGUCCUGAUGGUGAGCGGAGCAGGAGCCAGAGCCCCAUCCAGCUGGAGGAGGACCCCCCUGAGGCAGGCGGGGAGCGGGAGGAGGAACAGGCCUUCCUGGUCAGCCUCUACAAGUUCAUGAAGGAGCGGCACACGCCCAUCGAGAGGGUGCCCCAUCUUGGCUUCAAGCAGAUUAACCUGUGGAAGAUCUACAAGGCUGUGGAGAAGCUGGGGGCCUAUGAGCUGGUGACCGGCCGCCGCCUCUGGAAGAACGUGUAUGAUGAGCUAGGGGGCAGCCCGGGCAGCACGAGUGCAGCUACGUGUACACGCCGCCACUAUGAGAGGCUGGUCCUCCCGUACGUGCGGCACCUGAAGGGGGAGGAUGACAAGCCGCUGCCCCCCUCCAAGCCCAGGAAGCAGUACAAGAUGGCCAAGGAACCACGGGGGGAGGAUGGGACCACCGAGCGGGCGAAGAAGACCAAGGAGGAGAGGCAGAUGGCCCAGGUGAUACCAGAAAAGACCAAAACGGAUGCCACUGAGCUGACUGCACUUCGUAGCCAGGAGGCCCCUGGGCGCAGCACGGAGCCACUGCACCCAGCUGCUGGGUCCUCCUCGCCCUUUGUGGGCGCUGGGAUCUGCCCUGAGGCCUACAAGCGGCUCCUAUCCACCUUCUACUGCAAAGGGACACAUGGUGUCAUGUCACCUCUGGCCAAGAAGAAGCUCCUGGCUCAGGUCAGCAAGGCAGAGGCCUUGCAGUGCCAGGAGAAGGGCUGUUGCCACGGGGCAGAUGGUUCUGACAGGGAGCUCACAGAGAGUUCCCGGAGCCCAAGAGGGCGGGCUGAGAACUUGGGGUGCCAGCCAGCCCCACCGGAGGGGUUGCCGGUGUCAGAAAGCAGUGUGCAGCCAGAGACUCCAGGGGGCCCCUGCCCUGCCCCUGUCUUCAUGGGCUCUUUCCAUGCCUGCCCCACUGAGGUGCUGCGACCUAUCAACCAGCACCCUCGGGACUUCUUCUCCAGCCUAAAAGACAGGGUGCUACUGGGGCCCCCAGGCAGAGUGGAGGGGCUUUCUGCCAAAGACCCUCCACUAGUGUGGGGUGGGAAUGCCAGCCGCCCCUCUGCUUUCCACAAAGGUAGCUCCAGAAAAAGUGUCUACCCCAAGCCCAAAGCCUGCUGGGUGUCCCCUAUUGCCAAAGUCCCUGCCAACAGUCCUAUGCCCCUUCCCAGCAUCCCCAGCAACCCCAGCCUGAGCAACAAGCGCAGCCUGGAUGAGGAGGGCUUUGCCCAUGGUGGCAAAAAACUACGAGUAGUAUCUCCUUUCCUGAAGGAGGUGGACACCAAAGAUCAUGGGGUGAAGCCCACGGCGCCCGGCACGGCUGUCUCCUGCCUGCUGGGCCCGGCCCUAGGGCCAGCCCCACCGGAGGCCUACCGGGGCACUAUGCUGCGCUGCCCGCUCAGCUUUGCCAGCGGCCCAGAUCCACUAAAGGGCCAGGCAGCACUGCCCUUCAGCCCCCUGGUCAUCCCUGCCUUCCCGGCCCAUUUCUUGGCCACAACCAGCCACUCGCCCAUGGCCACCAGUCUGAUGCACCUCCCCUCUGCAUCCUUUGACAGUGCCCUUCGCCACAGACUCGGCCCAGCCUUGCCUGCCUGGCACAUGCCACCUGUCACAACCUAUGCGCCACCGCCCUUCCACUUGAACACCAAGCUGUAGGUCUGCCUGUCACACUGCUGCGCUACGGAGGGUUAAGGUGCCCGGAGAGAGACAGACAGUACUAGGUGGCUCACUGCCCAGGACACGUGGGCCAGGCAGUCUGGCACAAGCAAAGUGGCAGUGGGAAAACUGGGUUUGUCCCGAAGUAGCCCAAGCCCAGGGCCUGGGGACCCAAGUGGGGCGAGGCCCUGGGAGAAGAUGUGCAGGGUUGGCAGUGCCCAGCUGGUGCCCCUAGUGCAGGAGCCACGAGCCAGGUGAGGUAUCCUGAUGCCCACUGAAAUGCAGUAAGAAGACACGCUCAGACCUUUGCAAGGGCAGGUGGGCAGGACAAGCCGGUGGAGCCACCCCUGUGGUAGCCCAGGAGAUAAGAUGCCAUUCCGUGGUCUGGGAGCCACAUUCCACAGAAGAGCAGCCCAAGCAAAGCCUCGCCUCCAUGCCAGUUCUACAGGCCUUCUGGCAGAUCCAGUAUCUUCAACCUGCCUUCCUAGUUGAGCCUCAAGACACCUACCUGCCUGUCACCUCAUGUGUAGCUGGGACUGCAAGGCUCACAGCAAGCUGGUGACCUGGCAGCUGAGUACAGAGCAGGGUGGUGUCUUCCUGCACAAUGGUGGUUGCUGCACAGAGCUGACCUCGGAACUGUGGGCCCCAGGACCAGACAUGCCCUAUGCCUGGGGGCCCUGCUGCUGGAUGCAACCUCAUCCUGCUGACCAAGCCAGUCUCAAGCUCCUGGGCUCCAGUGAUCUUUCGGAGUAGCUGGGACCCAAGGCUGUAAGCAUGAAGCUCAAGUCAGCCUACUGUGGGCAUGCAUGGAGCUCUGUGGACCCUGCUGCUGGAUGCAGUGGCCAUCACCGCCUAUCUCCACUUCCUGUCCCACACAGAUGGUCACCAAGGCCACUAGGGUUCCAAGGGAGAGGUUAGGCUGGCUGCUGCCUGGGCAUCUGCUCUGGCAGUGAGUGCCUGCAGGUUUUACACACACUUGCCCUGGGGAAUCAGCGUGUGCUCAGCAUAGCUCCAGGUGCUGGAGAGGCAGCGCCACCUAAAGGGGUUGCCAGGUGACUUGGGCCAGGUCAGCAGAUGGCCUCUGACCUGCAUCCCAGAACUUGCUCUGCCCUCUGGGCCCAGGUCACAGGGACAUUCUGUGG
This is a messenger RNA of Octodon degus (degu), 2981 nucleotides long. RefSeq names its product AT-rich interaction domain 5A (gene Arid5a). Gene Ontology annotation, cellular component: nucleus. NCBI's taxonomy places the organism in Eukaryota, Metazoa, Chordata, Mammalia, Rodentia, Octodontidae. Bases 82 to 1839 code for a protein of 585 amino acids. The transcript is spliced from 7 exons. Gene Ontology annotation, molecular function: transcription cis-regulatory region binding. The record is from RefSeq and is a predicted model, not a curated record. Gene Ontology annotation, biological process: regulation of transcription by RNA polymerase II.